This is a messenger RNA of Gamsiella multidivaricata, 1662 nucleotides long. RefSeq names its product snare associated Golgi protein-domain-containing protein. The transcript has 5 exons. Bases 162 to 1361 code for a protein of 399 amino acids. Gene Ontology annotation, cellular component: endoplasmic reticulum membrane. The record is from RefSeq and is a predicted model, not a curated record. Lineage: Eukaryota; Fungi; Mortierellomycota; Mortierellomycetes; Mortierellales; Mortierellaceae.
GGCUGCGUCACCGAGACACGCGCAGACAAAAAACCAGCCCGCGCUCAUUUUUUGUCUUACCUUCUUCCUUACAUUCGUCCUCAUUCACUCACCAUCACCUAACUAAAACAGCGACAAGGAGUCGGAAACAGCACCUACAUUUAUUCGCUCGCUCAUCACCCAUGGACGAACGGGAGGAACAAAGACAGCCACUGCUGUCAGGGUCACAGCAGCAGCAUGCCUCAGGGUCUCACAGCACCGCACCAACAUACGCCUCAAUUGCAGCAACAGGCCUCACACAAGAAUCCAGAGUGGAUGCUGAUAAUGAGGUCGACAGCAGUAGCGAUGACAAUAAUACAGAGAUAACAACCAAGGGCGUAUCGGGCUGGAGAGCAUGGUACCGGACCAUUUUGAAGUUCUUCCAAGGCUUGGGAAAGUUCUUUUUGAUCCUUGCUAUUGGCACCAUCAUCCUCAUUCUAGUCCUGCAAUAUACCCUGCCAAGAGUAGAUGAGGAGCAAAGAAAGGACCUACACUUUCCACAUUCCCUGGAGGACCUGGAGGCCUUGCGGAAGAUUUUGACUGUGUACAUGGAAAAGCAUUACUACCGAGUCAUGUUCGGCUUUCUGACCGUCUACCUCUACCUGCAGACGUUCUCUGUCCCUGGAAGUAUGUGGCUCAGUAUAUUGGGAGGAGCACUCUUCAAGUUCUGGGUGGCAUUGAUCAUGGUGUCCCUGGCGUCGGCCGUGGGAGCGACCAAUUGCUAUCUGCUCUCGAGGUUGUUCUUCUCCAAGCUGGUAAAACGCAAGUUUGGAGACCGCAUGGAGAAAUGGAAUACUCAGCUUCAAAGACAUCGAAACAACCUGCUGAGCUAUAUCAUUCUUCUCCGACUCGCACCAUUCCCGCCGAAUUGGUUUGUCAACAUUUGUUCGCCACAUCUCAAUGUUCCUCUGUGGCCAGAAUUCUUCCUCGGGACGUUGAUCGGCGUGGCUGCACCUUCAGUGGUCCAUGUGCAAGCAGGAUUGGUGCUGGAAAAAUUGGUAGAGGAUCAUUCGUCGGGAGUGAACAUCUUUACGCUCAAGAAUAUCGCCAUGCUGGGCGCCGUUGCGUUGCUUGCUGCGCUGCCUGUAUUGAUCCGAUGGGUCUUGGCAAGAUAUGAAGCCCGGAAGGUCGGGCUCGACGUGGAUGCGCUACUGGCACAACAGGAGGAAGGUGAAGGAGGCACGGGUGUAGAUGCGGGCGAGAGGGAUCCCAUCCUGGAACCCCUGGACCCAACAGGAGUGAUCAUCUCACCAGAGAACCAGCACUUCUUGAGGAGGUCAUCAUCAUCCUAUUUGCGAACAGCGCAUCAAUAUCAGGACCAGCACCAACAACACCCACAGUAGCAACCAUUGUUGCCUGUGUUGUUGAUAGACACUUGCAUUUAAUGUAUAUUUCAAACCACUAUUUAUCAUUCUGAAGUGCGUGUCAUAUAACGGGGUCCACUUUUGGAGAUCCGGCAGCGCCGAGUGUCUUUAUUCAAUCAGAGCCAUUUGACCCUCAAGCAACAAACGUGGUGGCCUUAAACUGCGCUUAUGUGCUGACUCAAAAUUUACGUUGUGCGCGCUUGAUAAUAUGCUGGAUCAUUCAUUCUGCCGAAGCAAGAGCUUUGGGGCGUUUUUUUUUUUUUCCCUUGGCCAAGCGAAG